This is a messenger RNA of Strongyloides ratti, 1416 nucleotides long. Its product is annotated as Integrase, catalytic core domain and Ribonuclease H-like domain-containing protein. Gene Ontology annotation, molecular function: nucleic acid binding. The coding region runs from base 1 to 1416 and encodes 471 amino acids. Lineage: Eukaryota; Metazoa; Nematoda; Chromadorea; Rhabditida; Strongyloididae. Gene Ontology annotation, biological process: DNA integration. The record is from RefSeq and is a predicted model, not a curated record. The transcript is spliced from 2 exons.
AUGCCUAGACAUCGAACUGAGUCAGAGAAAAACUUUUAUACACAUCUUGACUCUCUAUCUCAUAUAGAACAAGAUUUGCUAAUAUACAGAAGGGAAAAAGUCAGACUCGAAAGACACUUAAGAAUGGAGGAAAGAAAUGUACUUCCCUCACUCAAUGAAAGCUUUCCAAAAGAAGAGGCCAUGACUGCACCUUCUAGUGACUAUGACAUUGUUAACCAAGGUAAUAAGGCUAUGACCCACUACCUAAACUCAUCGAACUUGAAUGGAUCUGAUCAAUCGCAUUCAGCUGUGAAUCUCAAUCAGCAUGGUGUGAAUCUCAAUCACCAAAACAUAACCCCAAAUUCCAACACUGUAGGAAUUUCUCAAGGUGUAAAUUUCAAUCACCAAGGAUCAACUCCUGAUCCAGGAAGUGCAGGACUGAUGGAGCUAAUACAAAAUCCUCAAGCCUUAACAAGCUUGAUUCAACUUCUCCAACGUCUCGUGCCAAAUGAUAACAGAAGCACAAGCUCUGUUACUGCUCAAUCACCACAACCUCAACCACACGCUUACAAAGCCUUCUCAGGAACUGAGCAGAAAAAUCCAAGAGAUAGUUAUUCACUAGACAUAUGUGGACCAAUUAACUUGGGAAGUAGAUGGAGAUAUAUAUUAUUGAUGGUGGAUGUAUUCAGUUCUUAUUGGAUUGCAAGACCAUUGAUCCAAACUACAAGUGAGGAGAUAAGAGAGGAGAUGAUGGUAAUAUUCUUAAACAGUGGUUAUCCGAAGCAAGUCCGUAUGGAUAAUGCUAGUUAUCUACGUAGUGAGAAAUUAUCUAAAGCACUUAAGGAGUUAAAUAUUGAAGUAUCUUUUACAACACCGUAUGCUCAUAAAGGAAACACAAAGGUAGAAAGAGGAUUUCAUACAUUGGAGAGCAUGUUGAGUAAAUGCAUGAAGUUAGACAACAAUAACAAAUCAUGGGAGGAAUUUCUUCCUGUCUGCACUUACUAUUAUAACACUGCAGCGAUGGAUGAUUGCGGCACUACACCAUAUGAGUUGUUUUAUGGAACUUCACCAAAUGUUCCAGAAGAAUCACAUUUAAAUGCUAGUCCAGGAUUAGUAGAAAAGGAUAUACAAUUAGCUGAGUGGAAAUACAAAUUGGCAAUUGUAAGAAAUACAGCUGCGGCCUUAAAACUAGAUAGAAAAUUAAGAAAAAUGAAUAAAGUUAAAAAUUGGAUAGAAUUUGAAAUAGGUCAGAAAAUAUUGGUAAAGGAUAUUACUAAUAAAAAUAAAUUUAAAGAAAACUAUAUAGGACCUUUUACUAUUCUUGAUAUGGACGAAACUACCUUAUCAUAUAAGAAAGGAAGAAACAAAAUCUUCAAAGUACACAAAUCGGAGUGUAAACCUUACAAGGAGAGUCAAGAUUUAUCCGUGGAUGAGUGA